Molecule: messenger RNA, 1302 nt
Organism: Annulohypoxylon maeteangense
Lineage: Eukaryota; Fungi; Ascomycota; Sordariomycetes; Xylariales; Hypoxylaceae
Exons: 1
Coding region: 274-1188 (304 amino acids)
Source: RefSeq, a predicted model, not a curated record
UGUCAAAGACAAGGCCUAGUACCUAGAAAUCAAUAGAUCUACUUAUUUUUCUACAUUGUUCUCCUGUUUGUGAACAACAAUUCCAUUAUCCUGCUAGAAGCAUCCUAUUUAACUCCUGGAAAUCCAAGGAAAUAGGAAUUUAGGAGUUGCCCAAAUAGUAGACGAAAAGUUUCACUCGAACCUCAUACCGUAAUUCCAGAGUGAAAUAGCCCGUCUUUCAAUCAUCAACUACUAAGUACCUACCUACCUAAAAUUAAGCAAAACCACCUAACCAUGUGCAGCGGAAACCAAACAGAAAUGGCCUGCGGCCACGUCCUAACGCACUACACGUCGCGCUGCGAGAAAGGCCCAUGUGCAGAGCCCAAAUCCGACAGCCCACGCCAACACCUCGCAGACUCGUGUGCGGAGUGCGACUCGGAGUUCAAGAAAAGCCAGCUAAGCCGAGAGCAGAAGAACCGGCACGAAGAGCUAGUCGCGCAGCUGAUAGCAGACAAGCGAGUGAACGGGUCCAAGGAAGCCCGAAGACUGCUCAACUGCAUGCAGAAGCUAAGCUACACGAUGAACCGAGAGAUCGGCGAGGUAAGGACCACGGGUUUCUCCGCGGACGUCCAGUUCCCGGGUAGUGGUAACCACAGAGUGGCGCCGACGAUCACGAGUAAGUGGGUGAACGGUAAGUGUGUGUGGGGAGAGGAAGAGGGGUUGCAUAGGUCGGGAAGCAGCCGCAUCAAGAAGAUUACUCCCGCCACGUCUACUACGGCGGCUGAGGUCGAGGUCCCGGCCGAACCCCUGACCACGGCUCUUCCGCGGUUGCGUAGGACUAAGAAAGAGUAUUUCAACCGGCUCCCCGAAGAAAAGGAGCAGCCUGUGAGCACCGCCCCCCCUCGACUGCGCACUAACAAGCCGUAUACCGGCCCACGGGAGAGUGUAGUCGUUUUCGGUGAGGUUUUAGAAAACAGUCAAGAAGUACGACCCAAGCCUUAUCUUCGGCGGACAAAGAAAGUCACUGACGGGCUCAAUCGCAGCAACUUUUCAGACUCGGGAUCCGAUGUCACCGUAAAGUACAUAGGGGAGGAACGGGAUAGCCGGGCCUCUCCGACUGAGCCGAAUGCACGCGCUGCUGCGCUAGAUGAUGACGACUUGUAUGAAGACAUAUGGUUGAAGUUAGCCGAGAAACCCUUUCGUACCUAGUUUUCAAGACCGGAUAUUGUCGGCAUAGUUUGAUAGAGUGACAGAAUACAUAAUCUCCUCAUAGCCAUGUAAAUUUACUUUUUUAAUGCAAUGUGUACCAACCUUGGAAUUUCC